This is a messenger RNA of Linum tenue, 2396 nucleotides long. Lineage: Eukaryota; Viridiplantae; Streptophyta; Magnoliopsida; Malpighiales; Linaceae. The record is from the annotation of a GenBank genome assembly.
CUUUUUGGCCACUCCUCUCCAAAACGCCGUCGUAGGAGGAUGAUCUACGGCCAAAACGAGAGUGCUCCACCAAAAAGCUAAAAAGCAAGGAGGGCUGCGAUAUCACACUGCUGCGGGAGGACUUGCCUUUUUCUUCUUCGCUCAAUCUCUCUCCCAUUCCUUAUCGCUUGCUCUAGGGAUUGCAGAGUAGAACCGGCGGACUCAGCCCGAUCUGAGCGAACUCGUUCCGCCAUGGAUUGAUCCUCUCAGCUGUCGAGUUUCUCGCAGUUUGUGUUGACCUCUCUUCCUGCAGUUUUUCUUAGCUCGAGUUGGUAAGGUUAUCAGCUAAUGGAAGAUACUGAACCAGUUGGAACACUCAUGGAUUCUACCUCCUGCAAGAUACAGCAGCUCCAGAAGGCAUUUGCUGAGCUCGAAAGCCACCGAGCUGUAACUCUCAACCUGAAGUGGAAAGAACUCGAGGAGCAUUUUCAUGGGCUCGAGAGAUCCUUGAAGAGGAGGUUUCACGAGUUGGAAGACCAAGAGAAGGAGUACGAGACCAAGACGAGGCAAGCACAGGAAGCUCUGGAGAAGCGGGAAGCUGCUGUGCAAGCCAAGGAACAGGCUUCAUUGGGGAGGCUCCAAGAGAAGAGAGAUGCUGCUAUGUUCGCUAUUACUAAUGCUUUAGAUAAGCACCGGAAAGUAUCUCCUGGAGAACCUGUUAUUGAAGCCAGUGAAGACCUGUGUGAAUCCCCUCUUGAUGACCAGCCAUCUGAUACAAUGCCUUCUGAGAGUAACUUGGGUGAAAUUGUUAACCCGGGCGAGGACGAAGAUUGUGAGGCAGUGUCUUAUCCUCAGCUGGUCAAAUUAUGUGAAGAGAUGAAUGCUGAUGGGCUGCAUAAGUUUAUAUCUGACAACCGUAAGGACCUAGCUGUUCUGAGGGAGGAGAUUCCACUUGCUUUGAAAGCUGCAGUUGAACCUGCUCAGUUGGUUUUGAACUCUCUGGAAAACUUUUAUCCCUUGGAAGACCCUCAUGUUGAUGGGAAGAAAGAUUCAAUCUUACUGGGUGUUCGCCGAACCUGUAUUAUGUUAAUGGAAUGCCUCAGCAUUUUGCUCAUGUAUUCUGAUCUAGUUUCUGUAUCUGAGGUAAUCUCGGAUGAGGUCAAAGAUCGAGCAAAGGCUAUUGCUGAGAUUUGGAAACCUAAGUUGGAAGCUCUGGACUUGGAUGCAAGCAAUGGGAAUUCCUUGGAGGCACAUGCAUUUCUGCAACUUCUGGCCAGCUUUGGCAUUGCUUCUGAUUUUGAUGUGGAAGAGCUCUCUAGGCUCAUUCCAAUGGUCUCUCGUCGCCGGCAAGCAGCUGAGCUCUGUCGAUUUCUUGGACUGUCUGACAAAAUGCCAGGUGUAAUUGAAGUUUUGGUAAACAGUGGUAGACAAAUUGAUGCAGUGAACUUGGCAUUUGCUUUCGAGUUAACCGAUCAGUUCUCACCUGUACCUCUACUGAAGUCUUACUUGAAGGAUGCGAAGAGAUCUUCUCUACCAGCUAAACCUGGGAAUGCAGCUUGCCCUGUGCAGAAUGAGGUGAACGACCGGGAGCUCGCUGCUCUUAAGGCUGUUAUCAAGUGUAUCGAAGAGCACAAGCUCGAGGAGCAGUAUCCCCUGGAGCCACUUCAGAAGCGCCUCCUUCAGUUGGAGAAGGCGAAAGCAGAAAAGAAAAGGGGAACCGAAGUUCCAAAGCCGCAAUCCAAGAGGCCGCGUGCCAAUGGUGUUGGUUGUGGUGGUCCCCGCUCCGCCACCACCACCAGUAACGUUGUCUCUGACAGGACAUUCUAUCCCCCAAGAGUCCCUGAUCGAUAUCCGCAGUACACUUAUGUCUACCAAGCACCUGCUGACAACCACCAUAUGGCGCCACAGCUGAUCCCUGCUGCACCUUACAACUUCAGUCCGUCUCAUGGCAACUACUUCGGAAAUGGGUACCAGUAUCAGACCACAUAUCUUCACUAAUCGGGUAUAAAAAAAGGAUGGCGGAUAAAAGGUGACACUGAAACCUCUUGUUUAACUGUUAGCCUUAACCCUUCAGCUAUUUCUUGUUUUUUGUUGUAAUAUUGAGCUUAGAAUCUGAAUCAAGACCCCUCUGAGAAAAAGAAAAAAAGAACAAGAAGGAAAACUCUACUCUCAUGUUAAUGUUUUAAUCUACUGUACCAGUGAUAACUUGAUGAUACUCUAAUAUAUGCACUUUCUUUCCUGUGUAUGCUACUGCCUCUGUUGCCUGGUUUGGUUUGUCAUCCUAUUUAACAACUUCUUGAGGUUUUUGAGUCUUGUCUGCCACUGGUUACUGGCAGAACCUGAAAUGCUUCAUGCAGGAACUCGUAAUGGUUUGUACUACCUAUCAAUUAGUCAAGCUUUGAUUGAAAGCGAGAAAU